GCACCAUCUUGCGGCGCUGGAAGAGGAACUGGUUUGACCUCUGGUCAGAUGGACGUCUGGUCUUCUACGAGGACCAGCAGCGGCGGGACAUGGAAGACGAGAUCCACAUGAAGGUGGACUGCAUUAACAUCCGCAAUGCCAGCGCAUGUAGAGGUGGCAUCUGCGCAGACAGUGCAGACGAUGCUUUGGCUUGGACCAUGGCACUUCAGGACGCCAGACUCAACACUAUUGUGCCGCCUCCUCAGGUCGGUUUUGCCGAGGACGUCGUAGCAUCAGCUCCUCCACCCUAUUCUGAAUUAAACACAACUCCACAGCUCGUAUUAGAUGUUGCCUUUGCCAUUUCUGUUUGA
Messenger RNA from Sinocyclocheilus grahami, 350 nucleotides. Its product is annotated as pleckstrin homology domain-containing family B member 2-like. NCBI's taxonomy places the organism in Eukaryota, Metazoa, Chordata, Actinopteri, Cypriniformes, Cyprinidae. The annotation marks the transcript as partial. The transcript is spliced from 5 exons. Gene Ontology annotation, cellular component: membrane. The record is from RefSeq and is a predicted model, not a curated record. Gene Ontology annotation, biological process: regulation of cell differentiation.